AUGGGUUAUCUUCAAUUUGGAAGACAUUGCGUUAGGCAGAUUAUUAGAAGUAAAGAUGCUGUUAACGAUAGUGUUGUGGUGAAUCCACUCUUGUAUGCAUCUCAAGGUCUUCGAUACAACAGGAAGCUCCAAGUCAUUCUUACAACUGAUAUAGAUAAGCUCGGAAAGGCUGGUGAAACUGUCAAAGUUGCCCCGGGAUAUUUUCGCAACCACCUAAUGCCCAAGCUCCUUGCUGUUCCUAACAUUGAUAAGUUUGCUUAUCUCCUCACUGAGCAGCGCAAGAUUUAUCAACCUACUGAAGAAGUGAAACACGAGGAUGUUGUUCUUGUUAGCGAGACGAAGGAAGAUCUGAUGAAAGAGUAUGAAAAGGCGGCACAGAUCCUUGAUAAAGCUAAGCUGGUUUUGCGGAGGUUAAUUGAUGUUCAAAAAGCAAAGUCGCGUGAAUCAAAAGAAGACCCCUUGGAGUUACGUAUACCAGUGUCAAAAAAAGCUCUUGUGGCUGAGGUGGCAAGACAACUCUGUGUGAACAUCACACCUGAAAAUCUGCAUCUUCCAUCACCUUUGUCGACCAUUGGAGAAUAUGAGGUGCCACUACGAUUACCAAGGUCCAUCCCUUUGCCAGAGGGCAAGCUUAACUGGACUUUGAAAGUAAAAGUCCGAAGUAAAUAA
This is a messenger RNA of Lathyrus sativus (Indian pea), 669 nucleotides long. The record is from the annotation of a GenBank genome assembly. NCBI's taxonomy places the organism in Eukaryota, Viridiplantae, Streptophyta, Magnoliopsida, Fabales, Fabaceae.